AAAGUGGGUAUAGACGGCCCCGCAAAGAGUUACCGACGUCACUAUCGUCUCUCUCGAAAAGUUUUCAUCCUUCCUCUCUGCAAUGCGGUGAUAACCCAUCAUUUCAGUUUCACCGCUAAACGACGACGUUGAGCGCCACCUGCCAUUUUCUCCAUCUCCGGCGAAUCCUGCUGUACGGCGGGAUAUUAUCGGAUUCACCACUUUUGGGGAAUCGGGAUGCUCACGCCGAUUUCCAGCGAUGUCCUCUCACGAGCAAGCCCUAGUGUCCCUGUUUUCCCAGCUAGCCUUGUCCUUCGACGGCGCCAUUUUGGGUCUUGCCUUGGCGUAUGCCGCUGUCCGUUCCGUCCUCAAACUUACUGCUAACUCUGCUGCGCUCGACAAGCUACGCGUCGCCCCUUCUCUCUCCGUUUCUGACCUCCGGUCACUUCUGGACAGUUCCGAUGCUGACGGCAAUUCCCAAGAUGGCAACAAACUAGUUGUUGUCCGUGGCACUGUCGAGGCCAAGUCUGUCGUGGAGAGCGGCUGGAAAAGCUUAAUACCUAGCGUAUUAGUAUCUCGCGAGUCUGGCGAUAGCGCUGUGGCUAUUCAGAGGACUCAAACGUGUAUAUAUACUGAAUGGAAGGGCUUCUUUGGUUGGACUUCUGAUCUUCGAGCCUUAUUCGCUAGAAAUUUGAGGCAGCAAGAGAGUACAUCUUUGAGAACGGUGCCCUUUGUUCUCAUUGAUGGCGGACGGCGACCUCAUACUGAUUAUGUUGUUGUCAACUUGGAAGGCUCAAGGCAUCCCUUACCUCUUACUACAGUUUAUCAUAAAUUGCAACCCAUAAAUGCUUCUCCUUACACAUUCUUGCAGGCACUUUUUGGACAUGAGUAUCCAGUUGGAUUACUGGAUGAAGAGAAAAUUCUUCCUUUGGGAAAGGAUAUCAGUGCUGUUGGCAUAUGCUAUUUUAGAAAUGGAAUUGCCGAAAUUAAGUCAUACAAAGAGUUGCCAUAUUUUCUGUCUGAAUUGAAUAAAGAUCAGAUGAUUGCGGAGCUUACAUUUAAAACAAAAGUACUUUUUUGGAGUGGUAUCAUUCUCAGUUCAUUGUCAGUUGGGAUUCUUGGUUAUGCUUUUGUGAGAAACUGGAACAAGUGGAAACAGUGGAGGCAACAGAGGCAGGAUCAGCAGCAAAGGCAAGCCAACUAUGAUAACGCUGAAUUUGAGAUUUUAGACGAUGAGAUAGAAGAUGUUCCAGAUGGACAAUUAUGUGUUAUCUGUUUGAUGAGGAGAAGGCGGUCUGUGUUUAUUCCCUGUGGGCAUCUUGUGUGUUGUCAAGGGUGUGCCAUAUCAGUUGAGCGUGAAGUGGCACCAAAGUGUCCUGUUUGUCGGCAGGAAAUUCGCAAUUCAGUGCGGAUAUUUGAAUCUUGAGUAGACAGUUGCUGCUGCUACUUGAUUAACUGCAUCCAGAGUCUCGCAUCGCAUCACAGUUACAUGGGUUUGAUUGGCAGGAGGGUUGCAUUUUCUUUUCAAUUUAGAUGUUCUAGAUUUUGGCUGAAUCAUUCCUUUUCUAAUUGGUCCUGUGAAAUUCAAGUGAAUUUAUUGUAUAUAUUUAAUAUGACUUUGAUA
Messenger RNA from Prosopis cineraria, 1603 nucleotides. Its product is annotated as E3 ubiquitin-protein ligase SPL2-like. The coding region runs from base 239 to 1405 and encodes 388 amino acids. Gene Ontology annotation, molecular function: ubiquitin-protein transferase activity. The transcript is spliced from 6 exons. NCBI's taxonomy places the organism in Eukaryota, Viridiplantae, Streptophyta, Magnoliopsida, Fabales, Fabaceae. The record is from RefSeq and is a predicted model, not a curated record. Gene Ontology annotation, biological process: organelle organization; protein ubiquitination.